UUUCAAAACCCCUCAUGUUUACGUCAUAUAAAAAAGAAAAAAAAAACAUUUUUUUCCAAACCAACUUUUCACAGCUGCGGUUUUUCAACCAAAUGAGGCCACGUGACCUGGGCACGUGAGAACAACACAGGCGACUGUUUCAUGGUUUUGGUCAAAGAAAUUUGGUCGGCAGCUGCAAGAUGGUCGCGCUUUGCAGCUACGAGACCACCAAACUCGUCCGCAUCCACAGCGUCCGGCUGGGCUCGCUCAAGUGGACCCUGAACGCAACGGUGCUGCUUUUCAUAUGCCUGGUGAUGUUGUGGAACAGAAAGUAUCAACAAUUUGAUCAGGUGGUCAGCUCCGUGACUGCCAAGGUGAAGGGUGUGGCCCACAUGCAGCUACCUGGCGAAGGGGCCGUCAUCUGGGACGAGGCUGACUACAGCGGCUUCUUGCAGGACAAAAACUCUUUCUUUGUGGUUACAAACAUCAUCAUGACCAAGAACCAGAAGCAAGGACGUUGCCCCGAGCCUCCCUCAAGUGGCCGUCAGUGUCAACAUCACAGCGACUGCGAGCGAGGGGCCUGGGACCAGCGCAGUCACGGGAUCCAGACGGGCUCGUGCGUCAAGUUUGACGCGUUGGCCCGAACGUGUGAGGUGGUGGGCUGGUGUCCCGUCGAAGCCAAAAACAAGCCUCCAAGGCCUGCUCUACUGGCAUCCGCAGAGAAGUUCACAGUGCUCAUCAAGAACAACAUCCGCUUUCCCGCCUUCAACUUCAUCAGGAGGAACAUCUUACCUGAGAUGACCGAGUCGUACCUGCGCAAAUGUCAGCACGCUAACGACUCUUUGUGUCCGAUCUUCAUGCUCGGAGACGUCGUCAACCGGGCUGGGGAGAACUUCUCAACCAUGGCGGUGGAGGGGGGCGUGAUAGGCAUUCAGAUCAAGUGGGACUGCGACUUGGAUCAUCUGACCAGACGCUGCCUGCCCGCCUACUCUUUCAGACGCCUGGACCAGAAAGAAAGCAACAAGACCCUCUCCCCCGGAUUCAACUUCAGGUUUGCAAAGUACAAGACGGUGGAUGGCGUGGAGGAGAGGACGCUUUACAAAGCUUUUGGCAUUCGCUUUGACAUCAUGGUCUUCGGACAGGCGGGAAAGUUCAGCUUCAUUCAACUUAUUAUCUACAUCGGCUCUACAUUGUCCUACUACGCUCUGACGACAGUUCUGCUUGACUGGCUGAUCGGAACAAGCUGCUACGCGGCCGAGGAGGGACAGAACUACUCUCAAAGGAAAGUGGAGUCCAUCCCAGACAAAAAGGAGUGCAUCCUGUGUGUGUCGUACGUGGACGAGGACGACAUCCGUCUGGUCAAAAUGUCUCAUAAGCAACGGCUGCAGGACGCCAAGAGCAUUGGUGUUCAGGCACGACGGGAGGACAUGGGUCACAUGACGGCCACCCUCUGCCUCCUAACUGAGCCUCAGUCCUUCCCGGCGACCUUCUCCAAACCUUGCUCCCGUCCUCCU
Messenger RNA from Hippocampus comes (tiger tail seahorse), 1493 nucleotides. It is a transcript of the gene p2rx7, whose product is annotated as purinergic receptor P2X, ligand-gated ion channel, 7. Gene Ontology annotation, biological process: response to ATP; cell surface receptor signaling pathway; calcium ion transmembrane transport. The transcript has 13 exons. The record is from RefSeq and is a predicted model, not a curated record. Gene Ontology annotation, cellular component: plasma membrane. The annotation marks the transcript as partial. Gene Ontology annotation, molecular function: purinergic nucleotide receptor activity; extracellularly ATP-gated monoatomic cation channel activity. Lineage: Eukaryota; Metazoa; Chordata; Actinopteri; Syngnathiformes; Syngnathidae.